Molecule: messenger RNA, 2804 nt
Organism: Monopterus albus (swamp eel)
Lineage: Eukaryota; Metazoa; Chordata; Actinopteri; Synbranchiformes; Synbranchidae
Product: zinc transporter ZIP12
Exons: 13
Coding region: 324-2378 (684 amino acids)
Biological process (GO): zinc ion import across plasma membrane; intracellular monoatomic cation homeostasis
Cellular component (GO): plasma membrane
Molecular function (GO): monoatomic cation:bicarbonate symporter activity; zinc ion transmembrane transporter activity
Source: RefSeq, a predicted model, not a curated record
AUUCAAUCCCCCCUGCCAGACGCUGGCCACCCCCAUCACCUCAUUACUGAAAAUAAACUGGAGUUCUCCAUGGCAACUGUAGCCCUCAUUGCCUGUCGCAGCUAAUCCUCAGGAGCUCAUUCAAUUCGUACUUGUGGUAAGAGGGUUUAUCGGCAGCUCCAGUGCCCAAGAAUUUUUCACAUACAAACACAGAUUUUCGUUUGUCGUACUGGAACAAAAAACAAACUUACAGUAGUUACAGCCGCUGCAAGCAGCAGAGGAGUGGGCCUGGUUUGUGCGCCAGCCCUGGAAACUUGAGGCAGUCAGACAGCCUUGGUGGGAACAUGGACUUUAGGAGCAGUGACCCCAUUUUGCUGCUGUUUCUUUGUUUGCUGGGGACCGCUCUGGAUGGGAAGCAACAGGAACGAGGAUACCUGCAGGAGGCUCUCAGAACCUUGGAUGUACCCCUGGGGAGAGAAGAAGAGCCUCAGCUGCAAAAGAACUACACUGGUGUUCUGAUCACCACGCUUCUGCAGGCGGUGCAUUGCGCAGAAUGGACCUCCCAGGACAACUGUGACAAGUGCCUGACACCAGACAUAGCCCUCUCAGUGCUAAAAGAUGGUGGGAGGGCUGCUCUCACUGAGGAGGACUACCAGCAGAUCUCAACUGUUCUGCUGUACUACAUAAUUAACUUGGAAGAUCUGUGCAUGUCAAACACUGCUUCCACCUCGUCCCCGUCGUCCUCCUCGUCUGAGAACCAUCAGUUCUACCUUUUGGCCCUCACCAAUCUACACCCAGCUGAGGACAAUCAGCUCCUAUCACCUAGUGAAACGGAAAGUAUUCUGCAGCUCAUCAACAAGCACUAUGACCCCUCCAGCCAAGAUGCCUCAUCUGAUUUGCAUUGUAUUGAUGCCACUCGUCUACUUGAAGAUGCUGACAUAAAAGAAAAUCCAGGUGCUGGUGACACUUCUGUGCCCAGACUGGCAGCGGCAAUCAUCGGCCAUAUCCUGCAGGGCCACUGUUUCAGACGGAGGAACCUCCCAUCUCCUGCGUUUUUUACCAACUACAUCUUUCGGUCCCUAAAUCGCACAAGUAACCUGCAGAUUAUAGACUUGGAGGAGUUGCUUCAUCAGCUGGGAGUAGGACAGGAAGGUGCAGCCCAUUCUCAAAACAGGAAGAGGUGGAGCAUCACAGGAAGCUCACAGAAAGUGGCUGGACAUCAGGUGGACAGCUGCAACCAUGGAGAAAUCAGCAGAGACUGGGCACAGGUGUGUUUUUCAGCCAAUCAGUUGGUGGAUAUUUUUGGUCUGGAUCCUCAUUUGCCAAUUUCCAAGGAGCAGUUCAUACAAAUUUGCCCAGCCAUCAUUCAGCAGUUGCUAGGCAGUGCCUGUGAGUCUGCAGAGCAAAAGGCAAGAGGAUCUCAGCCCACUGCUCUUGAGAAGUACGGCUAUAGCACAGCUGCUGUCCUGCUCAUCACAGUUGGCUCCAUGUUCGGCAUCUGCUUGAUCUUCCUCAGCUCCUGCCAGGAAACCUACACACUCAUCCUGCAGCUGUUUGUGGGCCUGGCAGUGGGAACGCUCUCAGGAGAUGCGCUCCUGCACCUCACACCACAGAUCCUUGGCCUCCAUGAUGACACCCACAGUCAUGACGAUGAGCAUUACCCUGAAGGAAAGGAGUAUCUGUGGAAGAUUGUGGGGAUGAUCGCUGGGAUCUAUAGCUUUUUCCUUAUUGAGAGAAUGUUCUUCUUUUUUGUUCCUUCUUAUGGCCAUGGUCACUCCAGUCACCUUCCCUUAGAGCUCAGCCGCAAUGGUGAGUCACAGAGGGGCAAGUCCAUCUCCACCAUACAGCUGGGACCAGUUGAUGACUUGGAGUGUACAGAAAUAUCUCCUGAGCACGUAGCCAAAAGAGGCCCCUCACAUCAGAGACAAGGGGUUCCUCUGCUGGCUGUAAUGGUAAUCGUGGGAGACAGCCUUCAUAACUUUGCAGAUGGCUUGGUUGUUGGGGCAGCCUUCUCCUCUUCAACUGAGGCUGGCAUGGCGACCACCCUAGCUAUCCUGUGUCAUGAGAUCCCACAUGAGAUGGGGGACUUUGCAGUGUUGCUCAGCUCUGGACUCUCAGUGAGGACCGCUGUGCUAAUGAACUUCCUCAGUGCUCUGACAGCCUUCAUGGGGCUCUACAUUGGCCUGUUUGUUUCCUCAGAGACAGAAGUUCAACAGUGGAUCUUUGCUGUCACUGCUGGCAUUUUCCUCUACUUGUCACUGGUAGAAAUGCUUCCAGAGAUGAGUCGAGUGAAGACCGACAGACCAUGUCUCAUGUUUUUCCUGCAGAACCUUGGCCUGUUGAUGGGCUGGGCCUGCCUUCUGCUCCUCGCACUCUUUGAACAUCAACUGAAAUUCUAAACAUGCACGUGCAUAUGUCUGUUCAAGUGUACUUAGACAGUAUCUACUGAUUUUUAGUGUUUUAAAUUUUCAUCGUCUAGUUCAUUAUUAUCUUCCGUGCACAAUUCUUCACACUUGCAGCUGUUAGCGUGAGCAACUGGGACGUUUAAUCAAGUCAUCUUUGGUCAACAAUUGACUGUUUGAUGAUGUUAUAGUCUUAAUACUGGAUUAUAAAUAUGUUAUAAGUGUAUGAAUCUUUUUUUAUACAUGAUGAUUUAUUUUUGUACAUUAGGUAUUAUGGGUAGCUCUAUCUGGACCCUACAUGUCUCUUAUUACCUUACCUUAGAGAGCAUGAACAACACAACUGUGCUUUCUGUUAAUCAAUAAAAUACUCUUGUUGCCUCAGACAAUCAAAUUAUUUGAUUUCGAACUCAUUUCUCACCAGCA